Octopus sinensis (East Asian common octopus) is the source of this 2295-nucleotide messenger RNA. RefSeq lists its product as uncharacterized. The record is from RefSeq and is a predicted model, not a curated record. The coding region runs from base 359 to 1879 and encodes 506 amino acids. Lineage: Eukaryota; Metazoa; Mollusca; Cephalopoda; Octopoda; Octopodidae. The transcript is spliced from 3 exons.
AGUUGAAAAAAACUGGAGCUGCUGAGAAAACUACCCCAUGGUGAUUUUUAAAGAUCUGAAAAUAAACGAAGAAACAGAAAAGCAAGGGAUAUAACUCCUGUAAGUUCAGAUAACUGCAAUCCUUGGAUACUAUAAAUACAGGGUUGGUGUAGCUCUUUGAACAAGACAGUGGACCUAUUAAUAUGAUGUUGUUAAGCUCAAGGUCAGCCUUGAUCAAGUUGACUUAUGAUGAAUGACAUUCUAACCGUGAUCAUCCUGUUUUAUAAGGGUUUUGCCCGCACCACCUUGAAAGGACGACCUCUGCUCUAAAUCUCGUUUUAGCUAAUGUCUGAGUGAGGAUGUGUGCUAACUCUCAGCUAUGUCCCUCCAACAACUGCACACUACCUAUCAGAAAUAUUUAAAGAACCCUGAUUCGCCGGCCUCUUCACAUCGGGACCUAGUCAAUGUUGCCCAAACAUUGCUAAUUGAAGAUCGUCCCAGCAAGCAUUUUGAUAAUAUUAUUAUGGACAUCAUCAUCGCCAAUGUGAAAUCCAACAGUUUUGAUGUAGAGAAAGCAUUGUUAGCUCUUAGUUACCUGGAACUCUAUGCGACCCUUUUGUAUCGAUAUCCUUGGAAAACAGAAUAUUGGACAAUUACACACCACUGUGGAUUCUACCGUACUAUGCUGGAUCCAUGUCUUAUAGGAGCUGAUAAAAUUCUUGAAAAAUUCGGUUACCGAACCAUCCAUGGAGAGUCUUUUCAAUUAAAUGCAAAACCAGACUCGGCAUGCCUUUUAAAAAUGAGCGUUCAGUGCCUGCUCGCGUACAGUGAGUACAAGAUCGUCUCAAAAGCUUGUGAAUCGGCCCAAUCAACAGACUACGAAACCGCUUUACUCAUGCAUCUAGAAAGUGGUGGAAGCAGCAAGCAAUUAGCGGAAAAACUGAGAUCAGAGUCUAACGAAGUAUUAUCUAAAAGCACUGAGUCGAGUCUGUCCAGUGAGUACUCUCGGUGUUUACCAGAAUCUUACCAUGGUAACGAUACCAACAGUCCCUCAUUGGUCUCGAAACGAGCCCCUCCUCCUUAUUCUUCUCAUACACUCGGUAGAUCUUUAUCUAACUCAAACAAAUACGAGAACUUUGAUAAAUAUUCUUACACAGUACAACACUCCCCCAAAAUAUUAGCCAACAGUUUUUUUUCCUGUCAGCAACAGGAAAAGUUCCAAAUUCACAAAAACAAACGACCCCUAUGUUUACAGACAGAUGGCUGUAGUGAUAAUGAAUAUUUACUACAUACUUCUGCGCAGAACUGCUUUUCCGGUGCGAGUCCCAUGUAUGAAAAACAUGUCAGUUCUCCACCCUAUAUGGCGACAAACAAUUACGUUAUGGACUCCAGCCUGGCCACGUCUCCUUACAAAGUGGAAUCCACAUACCGAGACUCGGCGUACGGCUCUUCAUACGAUGCUCCUUCAUUGAAUAUUCAGUCACACAGCAGCAACAGCAGACCAAGACAGCCCAUGGAACACUCCCUGGGGAAAACCUACGACGACUACAACGGAUGUAGCAAAGCUUUCGAACGGAACACACCGUCGCCGCAAUCUCCCGUUGCCGAUUUGACCAUGGACUAUCAGUCGAAGCUGAACUUCAGCAGCAAUGACUCGCUUUCGUCGGAAAACGAAUGGAGCUGCGGCAAAUGCACUGUGAAAAAUCCGAGCAGUUUGUCAGUGUGUUACCUUUGUGAAACUAGUCGCUAUGCUGUUUCCAAUAUGGCCACCACCCAGCAGAUGAAUCACAAACAGAGUGGCGAAAGGGUGUGCGAAAACUGCACGUUAAAGAACGCAGUCACUGCACGCAAAUGUUCUGCAUGUGGCCACCACUUCAAAGGUUAUCACACAUCUGUAUAAAAAAUAUAUUUUAUUUUUUUCAAAUUCCAUUCUCUUUUUUUUUCUUUAGUUGUUUUUUGUUUGUUUUUGUUUUUUGUUUUGUUUUGUUUUUUUCUCCUUUUCUGCCCCCCAACAAACAUUCAAACAAUUUUCGAAAUCUUGGUCUAAACUUAUUUAUCUAACAAAUCAAAACACAGACGUAACGAAAAUUCAAAACAAAAUAAUUAUUAUUAUUAUUAUUAUUAUUUAAUUUUUUUUUUCUGUAAGGGGGAGGAAAUAAUUCAGUUUUUUUUGUUGUUGUUGUUGUUGUAUGUAAUUUGUGGUGUUGUUGUUGUUAUUGUUGUCAUCAUUGUAGUGUGAUGUGUUUCUCUAGUGUAAAAAUUACAGUUAUAAUACUCACCUUUCUUUCAAACUAGAAGACAUUACAUUUGAAAAAU